AGCUUUCCCCUCCCUCUCCUCCCUGCCCCCAGCCACGCCCCUCCGCCCCUCGACCGCCCCUGCCUCCUCCUGGGCGGGGAAUGCUAGCCCCACUUGGUCACCGACCCGCCGGUAGCCCCCACCCCCGCCUCCGGGAGCAGCACCAAGGGCGCGAGAUGGAGACCUGAACUUCCACUGGGAAAGAUCAAAUUUCUGAGCCUUCAGAACUCUGCAGCAGACAGGCCUAAACUGAAGGUGGCCAGCCCUGACCUGAGAGGAGAGAGAGAUGCUGGCCUGACAAGGCUCUGGCUGCAGGACGGCGCAGCCACCAUGCAAUGAUUGCACUAAGUGAUGUGGGAAGACCUACCGUAUCACUCCGUGAGUUUGGACCCGGAGCUGUGAAAGAGCGGAAAGGGAGCUACGCAGUCGGCCUGCAUGUGUCCUCUCUGCUCUUGACUGUGCAUAUGAUCAGCUACUGCACGGUCUUGCUGCCUUGAUUUCCUUGCGGUGAUGGAAUCUUAACUUGGAAUCGAGUCCCGGGCAUGCAGUAGAGCCUUGCUGGGGGAAAUGUCAGCUUGGACUAUGGGCGCCCGCAGUCUGGACAAGCGAGGAAGUUUCUUUAAGCUCAUCGACACAAUUGCCUCGGAGAUCGGAGAACUGAAACGGGAGAUGGUACAGACAGAUAGCAGCCUGGAAAAUGGCCUGGAACCUUCUGAAACCCACAGGCGGGCCCAGCAAUGGCCAUCAUCUGAGCAGAGGGGAGCUCUGUCCCUGGUACUACUGCAGGAGAAGCAGCUCUGGGUCCUGCUGACAGCAAAGGCACAGGCACUGGGGAUGCUCUUCCACCCACAUUCCAGCAUGGUGAGACACAAGGAUGAUGGCUGUUCUGAAGACAAGGAUGGGAAGACAUGUCCCCGAGACUCUGGCUACGACAGCCUCUCCAACAGGCUCAGCAUUCUGGACCGGCUCCUCCAUACCCACCCCAUAUGGCUGCAGCUGAGUCUGAGUGAGGAGGAGGCAGCAGAGGUCCUGCAGGCCCAGCCUCCAGGGAUCUUUUUGGUUCGUAAAUCCUCCAAAAUGCAGAAGAAAGUCCUCUCCCUUCGCCUGCCCUGUGAAUUUGGCGCACCUCUCAAAGAGUUUACUAUAAAGGAAAGCACAUACACAUUUUCCCUGGAAGGCUCAGGAAUCAGCUUUGCAGAUUUAUUCCGGCUCAUUGCUUUCUACUGCAUCAGCAGGGAUGUCCUGCCAUUCACCUUGAAGUUGCCUUAUGCCAUUUCAACAGCCAAGACGGAGUCUCAGCUUGAAGAACUAGCCCAGCUGGGACUAAAUUUUUGGAGCUCCUCGGCAGACAACAAACCCCCAAACUCCCCACCUCCCUACAGGCCUCCCUCCUCAGCCGGCAUCUGCCCUGCCUCCUCGCGUCAGCUCUGCCUUAUAAAUGGAGUGCAUUCUAUAAAAACCAGGACGCCUUCGGAGCUGGAGUGCAGCCAGACCAACGGAGCCUUGUGUUUUAUUAAUCCUCUUUUCUUGAAAGUGCACAGCCAGGACCUCAGCACAGGCCCAAAGCGGCUGAGCACAAGGACUCCCAACGCGAAUGGCACCGAGAGGCCGCGGUCUCCCCCACCCAGGCCCCCCCCACCCGCUAUUAAUAGUCUGCACACAAGCCCUGGGCUAUCCAGGACUGAACCCCAGAUGAGCAUGCCAGAAACAGUCAACCAUAGCAAACAUGGGAACGUAGCUCUGCUUGGAACAAAACCAACUCCCAUCCCUCCGCCCCGGCUGAAGAAGCAGGCUUCUUUUCUGGAAGCGGAAGGCAGCGCCAAGACCUUGACGGCCUGCCGGCCCAGCCCGAGCCCGGAGCCGGAGCCGGAGCUGGAGCCGGGCACAGCUGGGCACGCAGGUGGAGCCCCGCCUAGGGACGCCCCCAGGGAUUGCACAAGCGCGCCGCCGCCCGGUUCUGAAUCACAGCCGCCCCCGUGCCAUGGAGCCAGGCAGAGGCUGAGCGACAUGAGCCUUUCCACUUCCUCCUCCGACUCGCUGGACUUCGACCGGAGCAUGCCCCUGUAUGGCUAUGAGGCCGACACCACCAGCAGCCUGGAGGACUACGAAGGGGAGAGUGACCAGGAGACCAUGGCACCUCCCAUUAAGUCCAAAAAGAAGAGGAACAGCUCUUUUGUGCUGCCCAAGCUUGUCAAGUCCCAGUUGCGAAAGAUGAGCGGGGUGUUCAGCUCUUUCAUGACCCCUGAGAAGCGGAUGGUCCGCAGGAUCGCGGAGCUGUCCCAGAACAAAUGCACCUACUUCGGGUGCCUGGUGCAGGACUACGUGAGCUUCCUGAAGGAGAACAAGGAAUGCCAUGUAUCCAGCACCGACAUGCUGCAGACCAUCCGGCAGUUUAUGACUCAGGUCAAGAACUAUUUGUCUCAGAGCUCUGAACUGGACCCUCCUAUCGAGUCGCUGAUCCCAGAAGACCAAAUUGAUGUGGUGUUGGAGAAGGCCAUGCACAAAUGCAUCUUGAAGCCCCUCAAGGGCCACGUCGAGGCCAUGCUGAAGGACUUCCACACAGCUGACGGCUCGUGGAAACAACUCAAGGAAAACUUACAACUCGUGCGGCAGAGGAACCCGCAGGAGCUGGGGGUCUUUGCCCCGACCCCUGACUUGGUGGAGCUGGAGAAAAUCAAGCUGAAAUUCAUGACCAUGCAGAAGAUGUACUCACCAGAAAAGAAAGUCAUGCUUCUGCUGCGUGUCUGCAAGCUCAUCUACACAGUCAUGGAGAACAACUCAGGGAGGAUGUACGGUGCGGACGACUUCUUGCCAGUCCUGACCUACGUCAUAGCUCAGUGUGACAUGCUUGAAUUGGACACUGAAAUUGAGUACAUGAUGGAACUCCUGGACCCGUCCCUGCUGCAGGGAGAAGGAGGCUAUUACCUGACGAGCGCCUAUGGAGCCCUGUCUCUGAUAAAGAAUUUCCAGGAAGAACAGGCUGCGAGACUGCUCAGCUCAGAGGCCAGGGACACCCUGAGGCAGUGGCACAAGCGGAGAACCACCAACCGAACCAUCCCCUCUGUAGAUGACUUCCAGAAUUACCUCCGAGUUGCCUUCCAAGAGGUCAACAGUGGAUGCACUGGGAAGACCCUCCUCGUGAGACCAUACAUCACCACAGAGGAUGUGUGUCAGCUCUGUGCUGAGAAGUUUAAGGUGGAGGACCCGGAGGAGUACAGCCUCUUUCUCUUUGUUGAUGAAACAUGGCAGCAGCUGGCAGAGGACACGUAUCCUCAGAAGAUCAAGGCUGAGCUGCAUAGCCGGCCUCAGCCCCACAUCUUUCACUUUGUCUACAGGCGGAUCAGGAGUGACCCUUAUGGUGUGAUUUUCCAGAAUGGGGAAGACCUCACACCUUUAUAGAGGACACACAGGCUUCCCAUUAACACCUCUAAAGGGAAGCUAGGCGUCUGGCCUUCUGGCUGCCACAUGGUUGAGCUUGGAAGACAGCUGCCUCUUCAAGGCCCCUCAGUUCAAUGACAGCCAUCUAUCUGUAGGCUGGCUUGGCCAAGGGCAUCUUUUGGACACAUUGUCCAAAUGAGGUAGCUGAAGUUUGUGAAAUACUAAGAUUCUCCUCCAGAAAUGUAUUUGAUGGUUCAGGUGUCCUGAGAUCACUGGCUCCUUAGCCUUAGCCAGCUUCUGGGUUGGCUUACAUGUAUGUAUAUGUGCUGAGAAACAUGUUAAGGUACAGACUCGUCUCUUGGAUUCGAUAGCAGGUGUUGACAAGACUGUCUGACGCAGCGCGUCAGGUACCUCUCAGCUCUGUGGGUGGCUCCAAGCUCCCCCUUUCCCUUUUUUCCUCCAUCCUUCAUUCUAUACUUUUUUUUUAAAAGAGCCUUUUGUGUUUUUAUAUAUUUCAUAGAAAAUUCUAUAGCAGUUGCAGGUAAACUGUCAGGAUUGGUUUUUAAAAUAUUUUUGUAACUUUUAAAAUAUUCUUAUAAGUAUGCAUGUGAUUUAACAUUUAAUAUUUGAAGAUAAAUCUCUUGCUGGAUUUGAGAGUACUGCCUUUUAGAUGUCUCUUGGACGUCUCUCCUCUGUAACUGGAUGUUUCAGCAGAUUUGUGGGGAGAGACUUCCGGUCGUCUUAAAGCAGCCACCCCUGACGCUGGCCACAGGCGGCCUUUGAGAAAUCAGAUGUACUGUUCCAUUGGUCACCGUUGGUGGUGGUGUACCGUUUGCUAUUUGUUUAUAUUUUUUAAGCAAUCGAUGCUGAGAAUUAGAAGAGAGACGAAUGUAGAGAAAGGUAGAGAGAGAAAAACAUAGACUCUAAGGAGGGCUGAGGAAUGUAGUCUGCAGGUUCAGGCUCUUCAGAAGACACAGGAGAAGGGGUCGGGACUGUAAAUACGUGCUGCAGUGAGCUUUGACGAAGAUCUGGGCCAUAUGCUAUCUGCUUUGGGAAACAGUUUUAAGAAUCCCCACAAGGAAAAGUAAACCAAGGAUAACGCUCCCUAGGCCCCAUUUUGUAAGCCAGAACUAAUGGUAGCCCAUUAUUUGGAGGCAGAAACCAAGUUAUAUAAUAUGGCUUCUGCUGAGUUCAGCAAGAUAGUGAUUUAAAAAAAAAAGUACCAAAAGCAAAAAUAAACCAAAAACAAAACAAACAAACAAACAAACCCUCUUUUGCUAUAAGAAUGGACAUUGGUUCCGUGGUAGAGCUGGCGGGCGCGCACUAGCAUGCUGGGCUCCAGCCUCAGCAUGACAAAUAGGAGCAAAACAAGCAGAAAAUGUGAUGUGUGCUGUACAAAAUGAGUUUCUGGCCACACAGACUCUAGAACGGUCGUGUAUCGGCGUCAUACAGGUCGUUGCCAAACAAAGCGCCAUUUUCCUGUACUGUGUAAGGGCGCACUGGCGUCUGCUUCAGGGGCCUUGUUCCUUGUACUUUUGGCUUUUGUUGUACUAGAACCCUCGGCACAUACUGUGUUGUGCUUUCUUUUGUAAAUGAUUUUCAAUGGAAUUUUGCACAUAAUACAUUGUAAUACUGUACAAUAAUCCCGUGUAAAAUAAUUUUUGCAAUAUUC
Messenger RNA from Meriones unguiculatus (Mongolian gerbil), 5029 nucleotides. RefSeq names its product Ras and Rab interactor 2 (gene Rin2). Lineage: Eukaryota; Metazoa; Chordata; Mammalia; Rodentia; Muridae. The record is from RefSeq and is a predicted model, not a curated record. The transcript is spliced from 15 exons. Gene Ontology annotation, cellular component: endocytic vesicle; cytosol. The coding region runs from base 547 to 3378 and encodes 943 amino acids. Gene Ontology annotation, molecular function: small GTPase binding; guanyl-nucleotide exchange factor activity. Gene Ontology annotation, biological process: vesicle-mediated transport; signal transduction.